GGCGGGACGUAGGUGUCAUGGCGCGCUCCAUCUGAAGUCUGUGCGCUUUCCGGAGAGCGGCGUGUGGACGCGCUCUCUCUGGACUGCUGUGCGGAUUCCCAUCCUCCGGAGUCAUCUUUCAGGAGGACUUGAAACUAAUUGCAGAUCAUCAAGAGAAGAUGCCUUCCGCCUCCUGUGGUACCCUGCUGGAUGACAUAGAAGACAUCGUGUCACAGGAGGAUUCAAAGCCACGGGACAGGCAUUUUGCAAGAAAGCAUGUCGUUCCAAAGGUGCGAAAACGAAAUGCCCAAAAACACGUCCAAGAGGAGAGCAGCCCUCCCAGUGAUAGCACUAUUCCGGGCAUACAGAAGAUUUGGAUACGAACGUGGGGUUGUUCCCACAAUAACUCGGAUGGCGAGUACAUGGCCGGACAGCUAGCCGCUUAUGGGUAUCAGAUGACAGAAAAUGCAUCCGAUGCAGAUUUAUGGCUCCUGAACAGUUGCACUGUAAAAAACCCAGCUGAAGAUCACUUUAGAAACGCCAUUAAAAAAGCCCAAGAGGAGAACAAGAAAGUGGUGCUGGCCGGAUGUGUCCCGCAAGCCCAGCCUCGUCAGGACUACCUGAAAGGGCUGAGUGUCAUUGGGGUGCAGCAGAUAGAUCGUGUGGUAGAAGUUGUGGAGGAAACAAUUAAAGGCCACUCUGUGAGGCUGCUGGGUCAGAAGAAGGACAACGGAAAGCGGUUGGGAGGAGCGCGAUUGGAUUUGCCGAAGAUCAGGAAGAAUCCGCUGAUAGAAAUCAUUUCCGUCAACACCGGGUGUCUCAACGCGUGUACCUACUGCAAAACGAAACACGCCAGAGGAAAUCUGGCCAGUUACCCAAUUGAUGAACUAGUCGAUAGAGCCAAACAGUCUUUUCAAGAGGGCGUCUGUGAGAUCUGGCUGACCAGCGAGGACACCGGGGCCUACGGCAGAGACGUCGGCACCGACCUCCCCACGCUGCUGUGGAGACUGGUGGCCGUGAUCCCCGAGGGGGCGAUGCUGAGGCUCGGCAUGACGAACCCCCCCUACAUCCUCGAGCACCUGGAGGAAAUGGCAAAAAUCCUCAAUCAUCCCAGGGUCUACGCUUUCCUGCACAUCCCGGUCCAGUCCGCCUCCGACAGCGUGCUCAUGGAAAUGAAGAGAGAGUACUGCGUGGCUGACUUCAAAAGAGUGGUGGAUUUUCUGAAAGAGAAAGUUCCUGGAAUAACUAUUGCUACAGACAUCAUCUGUGGUUUUCCUGGAGAAACGGAUCAGGAUUUUCAAGAAACAGUGAAACUCGUUGAAGAGUACAAAUUUCCAAGUCUCUUUAUUAAUCAGUUUUACCCACGACCAGGAACUCCUGCUGCAAAAAUGGAACAAGUUCCGGCACAAGUGAAAAAGCAAAGGACAAAAGACCUGUCUCGAGUAUUUCACUCGUAUAACCCGUACGAUCACAAGAUUGGUGAAAGACAGCAAGUGUUGGUAACGGAAGAAUCUUUCGAUUCCAAGUUUUACGUGGCCCACAAUCGCUUCUAUGAGCAGGUGUUAGUGCCAAAGAACGCCUCGUUCAUGGGGAAAAUGGUUGAAGUGGACAUUUAUGAAUCAGGAAAGCAUUUCAUGAAAGGGCAGCCGGUCGCGGACGCCAGAGUCUACGUGCCGUCCAUCAGCCCGCCGCUAGCGAAGGGCGAGGUCUCGGGCGUAACCAAGGAAUUCAGAGAUAGGCUUGGCCAUCACCCAAGUUCAAUAUCCCACACCUCUGCUGCAACUCAGCGCGACUCAGCAAGUUCCAGAAGAGGGCUGCCAGUGCCCCGGCUACGCCAGGACUGUGCACUCGGGAUAGCCGCAACCCUGGCCCUGUGUGCUCUGCUCCUUGCUUUGCUUGUCAAGGCCUAUAAUUAGGAUGGAACUCAACCAUGAUCUGUGAAGAGCAACAGAUUUCUCAUUCAGGUCUCCAGUGAGCAGAAAAGCGACCUCAGCAGCUCUCGAAGGGAAGGGCAGUCAUCGACAACUGUGCCUCGGCCUCCCCUCCAGCACACUUUGAAUGAGCCUAACCCUGUCUCUCAGUGAGUUGGGCCCAGUUGUCAUUUUACCUAAAAUCCAGUCACAGAUGUCAUGUGUAUCUUUCAAAUUAAACUCCUUUUUUUUUUUUUAAACAAGAAAUGCGGUGGUUGAGUGGUUUUGUUUUUUGUUUUUUAAUUAUCCAGUCAUCAAGUAAGAACCUAAUUGUACAGUGGUUCUGGGCAGUUUUUCCUUAUGUGGAAGAAUUUUCCAUCUUUAAUAAGCAUUUUUAAGUCUAUCUUCCUCUUCAUACUUUGUGUGAAGUCCCAGGAUAAGAACAUCUUAUUUUUCACAGCGGAUGUGCUCCUGAAAAGUGGCUAUGGAGGCCUGUCUUUGGAACUUAGCUCCUUCUAGAACGUGCAAGGAGAGCCGCCCGAUACUCUUGGCGCUACUCUGUGAAACACACAGAGUUGCCCACCUCCACAGCAUCCGGCAACUUGGAGAAACUGGAUUUGUCUAAAACAAAUCAUGCCCCUUUUGAUGUUUUUGAUCAAUUACAUCAAAUAUUUUUAUUUCUAUGUGACCCCAUUGGUCUUUACUGAGUGAAGUGGCCUUUUUCUCAAUAAAAGAAUUGGCAUAAGAA
Messenger RNA from Tupaia belangeri chinensis (Chinese tree shrew), 2637 nucleotides. It is a transcript of the gene CDKAL1, whose product is annotated as CDKAL1 threonylcarbamoyladenosine tRNA methylthiotransferase. The coding region runs from base 159 to 1895 and encodes 578 amino acids. Gene Ontology annotation, biological process: tRNA methylthiolation. Lineage: Eukaryota; Metazoa; Chordata; Mammalia; Scandentia; Tupaiidae. Gene Ontology annotation, molecular function: 4 iron, 4 sulfur cluster binding; tRNA (N(6)-L-threonylcarbamoyladenosine(37)-C(2))-methylthiotransferase activity. The transcript is spliced from 16 exons. Gene Ontology annotation, cellular component: endoplasmic reticulum. The record is from RefSeq and is a predicted model, not a curated record.